AUGUCGAGGCUUCUUCGGCAACCGAGCCAGUUCCUGCGACUCGCUCGAUUCUCGCAGCAGGCGAACCUCCAGCGGAGCCUGUACCGAUCGGUUGCCUCUCGACCGAUAUUCAUACGGCCUUGCUCGACCCCGUACGGCACCCGACCUCGAUUUUACUCGUCAAAGUCGCCACAACCCGAGGAGGAGAGCAAGCCGAGCGAGAAUAACAGAAGCGAAAAAAAGGCAAGCAUAGAAAAGGACGGAGAGGGUGAAGCUGAGCAGCAUGGAAAGCCCGAGGCUUCCAAGCCGCCCUCGGCCCCCCUGCCGGAAGGCUGGAUACGACUGUCAAAGGAGGAAAUCGAGCAGCUGCACGGCUUCAAGGAUGUUUUGCCCGAGGCGCAGAGACAAACGAUGAAAGAUAUCCUCACCGGUCUCGAGCAGACGGGUGCGCCCGGAGAAGUGCGAGACCUGCUCCAGAAGAUGCGAAAAGGACCCGGCAACCUGUCGAUUCUCGACAAGGGUCGCCUCAUGCGAUGCGUCUUCAUGAUGGCCGAGCGGUUAGCCGAGUGGGAGGUGGAGCAGCAGAGCAAAGGAAACGGCAUGUUCAACCAAAACAAGGUCGGAAAGGACCAGAACAAGGAAGGCGAGCAGGCAAAGGGCCACGAGGCCGGCGAGACGCCGAGAGCUGGCGAGACGAAAUCACACUCGCAAGGACCCGGCCAGCAACCGCCAAAGAAAGGAGGCAGCACUUGGGGGGAUAUCUUGCAGACGGCCCUCAUUCUAGGCGUCAGUCUCUGGGCCUUUGAGCUGCUCAGCAAGCCCUUUUCGGAAAAGGAGAUCACGUGGCAGGAAAUGAGGAAAGCGUUCCUCGACAAGGGCCUCGUUCAGAAGCUCGUCGUGAUCAACGGCAAUCAAGUACGAGUUGAGCUGCACCCGGACGCGUCCGAGGCGACGUCCGAGAACGGCUCCCGACGGACGUACCUGUUCUCCAUCGGAUCCGUCGAGUCCUUUGAGAAGAAGCUCGAGGAAGCUCAGGACCAGCUGGGCAUUCCGCAAUCCGAGAGGAUACCGGUCAGCUACGAGACGGGCGGCAGCGCCGUCAGCAACCUCCUGAUGGCUUUCGGACCUACCCUCCUGUUCAUCGGUCUCAUUCUCUGGACCCAGCGGUCCAUGGGUGGCCGCGGCGGCGGCGGAGGCAUGUUCAACUUUGGCAAGAGCAAGGCGAAGAAGUUCAACGCCGAGAGCUCGGUCAAGGUCAAGUUUGCCGAUGUCGCGGGUCUCGAGGAGGCCAAGGUGGAGAUUAUGGAAUUCGUCAGCUUCUUGAAGCAGCCCGAGAAGUUUGAGAAACUCGGCGCCAAGAUCCCUCGCGGCGCCAUCCUCGCCGGCCCGCCCGGCACGGGCAAGACGCUCCUCGCCAAGGCCACGGCCGGCGAGUCUGGCGUGCCCUUCUUCAGCGUCAGCGGCUCCGAGUUUGUGGAAAUGUUCGUCGGCGUUGGCCCCUCUCGCGUGCGUGACCUGUUCGCCGAGGGCCGCAAGAAUGCGCCGUGCAUCAUCUUCAUCGACGAAAUCGACGCCAUCGGAAGGGCACGCCAGGACAGCGGCCGAGGAUUCGGGGGCAACGACGAGCGGGAGGCGACCCUCAACCAGAUCCUCACCGAGAUGGACGGCUUCAACACGCGAGAGCAGGUUGUCGUCUUGGCCGGCACCAAUCGCGCCGACGUCCUCGACAAGGCGCUGAUGCGACCGGGUCGUUUCGACCGACACAUCUACAUCGACCGGCCGACGAUGAGCGGACGAAAGGAGAUCUUCAAGGUCUACCUGAACAAGAUCGUGACCAAGGAAGACCAGGAACACCUCAUCGGCCGGCUGGCCACGUUGACGCCCGGCUUCUCCGGUGCCGACAUUGCCAACGUCGUCAACGAGGCCGCCCUCAUCGCGGCGCGGGGCAAUGCCGACGACGUCAAGAUGGAACACUUUGAACGCGCCAUCGAGCGCGUCAUUGGCGGCCUCGAGCGCAAGUCCCUCGUGCUGAAGCCGGAGGAGAAGAAGACGGUGGCGUACCACGAGGCCGGCCACGCCAUCUGCGGCUGGUUUCUUCGCAACGCGGACCCCCUGCUCAAGGUCUCCAUCAUCCCUCGCGGGCAAGGCGCCCUGGGCUACGCCCAGUACCUGCCGCAGGAUGCGUACCUCAUGAACACGGACCAGCUGAUGGACCGCAUGGCCAUGACGAUGGGUGGCCGCGUCUCCGAAGAGCUCCACUUCCCGACGGUCACGACGGGCGCGAGCGACGACUUCAAGAAGGUGUCGUCGAUGGCGCGCAACAUGGUGACGCAGUGGGGCAUGUCGGAAAAGGUCGGGCCCGUGCAUUUCGAGAACGACCCGAACCGGAUGGUGAAGCCGUUUGCGGAGGCGACGGCGCAGCAGAUCGACCAGGAAGUUCAGCGGAUCGUGGAGCAGGCCUACAAGCGAUGCAAGGACCUGCUGACGGAGAAGAAGAAGGAGGUGGGCCUCGUGGCCGAGGAGCUGCUUAAGAAGGAGAUGCUCGUCCGCGACGACAUGGUGCGCAUCCUGGGCAAGCGACCCUUUGACGACAACGAGGACUUUGAGAAGUACUUUGGAGGCGGCAAGGAGGAGAGCACGCCGCCGCCGUUCCCGUCGGAGGAGACGGACACGGUCAACGACCCGCCCGCACCAUCGCCGGCGCCGGCUUUCCAGCAGCUCGCCGAGGGCAAGACGCACGAGAUGAGGUGA
Drechmeria coniospora is the source of this 2730-nucleotide messenger RNA. Its product is annotated as matrix AAA protease MAP-1. Gene Ontology annotation, cellular component: m-AAA complex; membrane. Lineage: Eukaryota; Fungi; Ascomycota; Sordariomycetes; Hypocreales; Ophiocordycipitaceae. The transcript is spliced from 2 exons. The record is from RefSeq and is a predicted model, not a curated record. Gene Ontology annotation, biological process: mitochondrial protein processing; protein-containing complex assembly. Gene Ontology annotation, molecular function: ATP binding; zinc ion binding; ATP-dependent peptidase activity. The coding region runs from base 1 to 2730 and encodes 909 amino acids.